This is a messenger RNA of Echinops telfairi (small Madagascar hedgehog), 3275 nucleotides long. It is a transcript of the gene PRKCH, whose product is annotated as protein kinase C eta. Gene Ontology annotation, molecular function: diacylglycerol-dependent serine/threonine kinase activity; ATP binding. Lineage: Eukaryota; Metazoa; Chordata; Mammalia; Afrosoricida; Tenrecidae. Gene Ontology annotation, biological process: protein phosphorylation. The transcript is spliced from 14 exons. The record is from RefSeq and is a predicted model, not a curated record. Bases 1 to 2052 code for a protein of 683 amino acids.
AUGUCGUCCAACAGCAUGAAGUUCAAUGGCUACUUGAGGGUCCGCAUCGGCGAGGCCGUGGGGCUGCAGCCCACCCGUUGGUCCCUGCGCCACUCUCUCUUCAAGAAGGGCCACCAACUGCUGGAUCCCUAUCUGACGGUGAGCGUGGAUCAGGUGCGCGUGGGCCAAACCAGUACCAAGCAGAAGACCAACAAACCCACGUACAACGAGGAAUUCUGCGCCAAUGUGACCGACGGCGGCCACCUCGAGCUUGCAGUCUUCCACGAGACCCCCCUGGGCUACGACCACUUCGUGGCCAACUGCACCCUGCAAUUCCAGGAGCUGCUUCGCACGGCCGGCACCUCGGACACCUUCGAAGGCUGGGUGGAUCUGGAGCCAGAGGGGAAAGUAUUUGUGGUAAUCACUCUCACCGGGAGUUUCACUGAAGCUACUCUCCAGAGAGACCGAAUUUUCAAGCAUUUUACCAGGAAGCGCCAGAGGGCUAUGCGAAGGCGAGUCCACCAGAUCAAUGGACACAAGUUCAUGGCCACGUACCUGAGGCAGCCCACCUACUGCUCUCACUGCAGGGAGUUCAUCUGGGGAGUCUUUGGGAAACAGGGUUAUCAGUGCCAAGUGUGCACCUGUGUGGUCCAUAAGCGCUGCCACCAUCUGAUUGUCACAGCCUGUACUUGCCAAAACAAUAUUAACAAAGUGGAUUCGAAGAUAGCUGAGCAGAGGUUCGGAAUCAACAUUCCACACAAAUUCAACAUCCACAACUACAAAGUGCCAACAUUUUGCGAUCACUGUGGCUCCCUGCUCUGGGGGAUUAUGCGACAAGGGCUUCAGUGUAAAAUCUGUAAAAUGAAUGUACAUAUCCGGUGCCAAGCGAACGUGGCCCCUAACUGUGGGGUGAACGCCGUGGAGCUGGCCAAGACGCUGGCAGGGAUGGGCCUCCAACCGGGAAACAUCUCUCCGACCUCGAAGCUGGUUUCCAGGUCAACCUUACGACGGCAAGGGAAGGAGGGCAUCAAAGAAGGGAACGGGGUCGGAGUGAAUUCCUCCAGCCGUGUGGGUAUCGACAACUUUGAGUUCAUCCGAGUGUUGGGGAAGGGGAGUUUUGGGAAGGUGAUGCUGGCCAGAAUCAAAGAAACAGGAGACCUGUACGCUGUGAAGGUGCUGAAGAAAGACGUGAUCCUGCAGGAUGACGACGUGGAGUGCACCAUGACCGAGAAGAGGAUCCUGUCCUUGGCCCGCAAUCACCCCUUCCUCACCCAGCUCUUCUGCUGCUUUCAGACUCCAGAUCGGCUGUUUUUCGUAAUGGAGUUCGUGAACGGGGGCGACCUGAUGUUCCACAUUCAGAAGUCUCGUCGCUUUGAUGAAGCCCGAGCUCGUUUCUAUGCUGCGGAAAUCAUUUCAGCGCUCAUGUUCUUACACGAGAAAGGCAUCAUCUAUAGAGAUCUGAAACUGGACAAUGUCCUGCUGGACCACGAGGGCCACUGUAAACUAGCAGACUUCGGCAUGUGCAAGGAGGGGAUCUGUAACGGGGUCACUACGGCAACGUUCUGCGGCACGCCUGACUACAUUGCUCCAGAGAUCCUGCAGGAAAUGCUCUACGGACCUGCGGUGGAUUGGUGGGCAAUGGGUGUAUUGCUCUACGAGAUGCUCUGUGGGCACGCGCCCUUUGAGGCCGAGAAUGAAGAUGACCUCUUUGAGGCCAUAUUGAACGACGAAGUGGUCUACCCUACUUGGCUGCAUGACGAGGCCACUGGGAUCCUGAAAUCUUUCAUGACCAAGAACCCCACCAUGCGCUUGGGCAGCCUGACUCAGGGAGGGGAGCCUGCCAUCUUGAGACACCCUUUCUUUAAGGAAAUCGACUGGGCCCAGCUGAACCAUCGUCAGUUAGAACCACCCUUCAGACCCCGAAUCAAAUCCCGAGAAGACGUCAGCAAUUUCGACCCUGACUUCAUAAAGGAAGAGCCCGUUUUAACCCCGAUCGAUGAGGGGCAUCUUCCUAUGAUUAACCAGGAUGAGUUUAGAAACUUUUCCUAUGUGUCUCCAGAAUUGCAACCAUAGCCUUGGAAAGAAGAGAGAUAGGAGGAGCCUCCAAGCGGAAUCCAGACUUUCCAGGCGUUUCCUUGCGGGAACUCCCCAGCAUCUGCCUCAGAACAAGUCCCCUACCUUCACGGAGCAGCUGGGGACUCUGCAAAGGCAGAGCUUUACGAGAGCACCUGUUUCAAGUCCUGAGGGAGCCGUCCACUAGUUGACAUUGAAGUGGACUUCAGGGGCCUUGCUCAACCUGUGUAUUUCCAGUGGCUCGUUUGGGACAUGGGAAAGUAACAAGAGCCAGAAGGAGAAAAAGCAUGAAGAAUAAACUUAAAUAUGGAAAAUUCUGAGCCAAACAACAGAAUACAUCAAAUUUAGCGGGUUGGGGGAGGGGCGGAGGGAAAUGACCUGAGGGGAGGAAAAAAAUAAAACAAUUCUGAGCCAAACAGGCUGUUUUAUCUCAAGAGGGAAAUCAAGACUUUGUAUCGGCCACUCUGCGCUCUUCUGAGGGCCAGCCAGACUCCAAGACUGACCAUCUGCCUCUCGAAAGAGUCUCGACAUCUAAAUGCCAGCGAGGAAUUUAAAGCUAGUUUGAAAGGAAUAAAUGGCUUUCCAGAUAGAAUCAUUUGCUCUGAAGAAACAGAACCAUGGCAUGAGUAAAACUCACAAAGCCCAAAUUUUUUUAAAAAUGCUGAAGAACCAAGACUACUGCGAUUGCUCAUCUUUUCCUUCAAUAAAUGGGUAUUUAUUGGGUGCCGGUGAGAAGGCUCUGGAGCGCCAACCGAGUAAGCCAUAGAUUUGCGUUAAUGGAGCUUCAUUCUAGAGCCCAUUAAUUUACCUGGAUAUUGUUUGCAUUCUGUGAAAUGCCUUUCCACAUUGCAUACAUGUUACUACUUUAUGUGCACAUAACUCCCUUUCACAGAAGAAAAGUGACCUCCCGCGAAGCUGCCUUCCGCCGUCGACAGGCAGCGCCAGGUGCUUGCUGCCGGCUGGCCUCAGACCGUCUCAUGGGAUGAUGUGCUGACACUGCUCCGGAUGCAGAGUGAGGCAUCCCCGCCCAUCACUCGUACCGUGGUGUCACGUCAGCACUGUAUUUAAAUUAUGUGAGAAAUGAUGUGGGUUUGGCACAAACUUUACUCAUUAGAAUUGGAUGUUGGAACACGUGUAUAUGUAUCAAAGAAGGAGCUUACAAUAUGUAACUGUAUAUGUAGUUGGAAAAUGUUAUCUGGCUGGAAAUAAAUAAGUUUUUUUAA